CAAACAGCACAAGAGGAAAAAUCUUUGGAAUACCAAAAUCAAACAGAAGUGGUAUUUGAUGGUUCGUCUUCUUACUCAGAAGAGGAAACUGAUGACUUUCUCGAGGAUGAAGAGAUGUUUUCGACUAUAGAAGAUGACGAGUGCUCUGAUGUCUUCAGAAUUCCAAGGCUUUCUCAAGGCUUACAUGAAGCUAUAACAAAUAUAAGCAAAAUUGAAGACGUUGACAAUGUUAUUGACGGUAUUAUGAAAUCUAUUCAUAUGGAUGGAGCACACGUAGAGGAACUUCACCGUGUUGAUCAGGUCGUACAGUUUGAUAAGGACAAAGGCAUUCUUACAAGUUGUUGCAAUCCUAAUGAGAAAAACCCCUCGACAUCCAGUAUCCAAUCAAGAAAUUCUGCAAAACAGCUGGAAGAGAGGUUAUUAAGAGAAGAGAGAGUUCGAAAGGAAAAACACAAUAUAAUUGAACGUAGAAGAAGAUUCAAUAUUAAUGAUAGAAUAAAGGAACUGGCAUCACUUUUGCCCAAACCAGCACACGGCAUUAUGACAUUGAAUAAAGGAUCGACUCUGAAAGCAUCCGUUGAAUAUAUAAAGAAAAUGAAGGAAGAGAAAGAGAUCCUGGAAGCACAUAACAGAAAUUUGGAAUCUAAAUAUAAGAAUGUGGUAGUGACAUUGUUAACAAGACAAUUAGAAGUCGAAAGGAAACUGAACGAAAUAAAAGUUAAUGGUAUGAAAACAAAAACGAACAUGCUACGAGUGCCAGGUGCUUUUGAAUCCAUGGUAGAAGAAAUGAGAAAAAACAACACUCAAGCUAAAUCAGAUGACCAGCCAUCCGCAGCAAUUCAGAAUUCGAAGCCAAUUAAAUUCAGUAGUUCAGAUGCUUCAUUUACAAUAGACAAAGCCUUAAAUGUAACUGAGGGAGAGGCUUGUUCAUCUACAUCUGGUUUCAAACCUUUGAAUCAAAGACAAAAGAAAAGGUCAGGAGGUCAACCAUAUGUGACCACGGAUAUCCUUGGAACUUUAUUACGAAAGCAAAACGGGGUCAUAAUUUCUUCCGAGAAGUAA
This is a messenger RNA of Saccostrea cuccullata (small rock oyster), 1062 nucleotides long. RefSeq names its product transcription factor EC-like. The record is from RefSeq and is a predicted model, not a curated record. The transcript is spliced from 7 exons. Gene Ontology annotation, cellular component: nucleus. Gene Ontology annotation, biological process: regulation of transcription by RNA polymerase II. The annotation marks the transcript as partial. Lineage: Eukaryota; Metazoa; Mollusca; Bivalvia; Ostreida; Ostreidae. Gene Ontology annotation, molecular function: RNA polymerase II cis-regulatory region sequence-specific DNA binding; DNA-binding transcription factor activity, RNA polymerase II-specific; protein dimerization activity.